AUGGUCCUUCCACUGCCCACCUAUCCUACGCCUACGCCUGAGUUUGCCUGCGAGAAAGUCCGAGGACGGCACAGCCUACGACUAAGCGUGUACAUUGGCGCGGUCAAGGGAUAUCUAGGGUGGGAUAUCUGGGGUCCCUACGAGACGCAUCCAGAGUUGCAUAUCUUAACGGCCAAGGAUGCGCCAUUUGCUGCUAUACAGCGCGCGGGACACGGUGAUCUUGUUCAGACUCCUGAGGAGAGAACCUACCUUGCUCAUUUGAUGGGUAGGCCGGUGGGACAAAAAAGAAUGUGUGUCCUUGGGCGAGAGACAAGUAUUCAGGAGGUCUAUUAG
Messenger RNA from Aspergillus nidulans FGSC A4, 333 nucleotides. RefSeq lists its product as uncharacterized. Gene Ontology annotation, biological process: carbohydrate metabolic process. The coding region runs from base 1 to 333 and encodes 110 amino acids. The transcript is spliced from 2 exons. The record is from RefSeq and is a predicted model, not a curated record. Lineage: Eukaryota; Fungi; Ascomycota; Eurotiomycetes; Eurotiales; Aspergillaceae. Gene Ontology annotation, molecular function: hydrolase activity, hydrolyzing O-glycosyl compounds.